ACCAUUUCUUCCCUUCAUACUUUAUAUAUAUGUGCAUGUAUGUGUCAAGCUUUAAGGAGAUAUUACACAAAUCCACAUUCAAUUCAAAUCACUGAAAAUGAUGGAUUGGUAUUCAUGGCUAUCAAAGAGUAGCCUUGAGCCAUCUCUUGUGUAUGAGUAUGGCCUUGCUUUUGCACAUAAUGAGCUUGAAGAAGAAGACAUAGCAUACUUCAACCAUGAAUUUCUUCAAAGCAUGGGGAUCUCGAUAGCCAAACACAGACUGGAAAUUCUCAAGCUUGCAAGAAAAGAGAAAGGAGCCACAACUCCAAGACCAGUGUCAAGACUUCUUUUUGCAAUCAAGAGGACAAAGAGAAGUCUUGCCAAAUAUUUGAGAACUUGGGUUCAUGGUGAAGCGUCAUCAUCAUCAUCAUCUUCAGCUCUUGUUGUUGUUCCUAGGCCUGCUGGUUAUGCAACAAGAUGGAGAGGUGGCAUGUUGAAGAGGAACAAGAAGCUGAUCAUGGCUAAACAAGGGAGAUUGUUGCUCACAAAUGGAAGCCCCACGGUGGUCUCUGGACCUCAGAGAAUUAAUAGUUUUUCAAGUCCAGUGGUUCUUGAUUACCAAAAGGAAGAGAAAUUUGAUGGUGAUGAUGAUGGAUAUUGGUCAACUGGUGUUGAAGAAAUCAGAUGGGAUACCAUGUUUCAAGAUCUCAAACCCACAUAAAAGGUUGCCUUCAUUUUUCAUUUUUUGAUCAAACUUGAUUCAAUAGGGGCAAAUUUUAUUCACUUUCCCUUAAUUUUGCUUAUUCACAUUAAAAUUUUAUCUGGGUUUGUGACAAUUUUCAAAAUUUCAAAAGGGAAUUCUACAGUUUAUGUGUUUAGCCAAAUAAAGGGAGGCGAAUAAAAAAUUUUCCUUCUAAAUUGUAAUGGUGAGAGAUGGGUUUUUAGGGUUCUUCCACCAGCUGUUUGUCAAAGAAGAGUUAUUUGAU
Molecule: messenger RNA, 965 nt
Organism: Pistacia vera
Lineage: Eukaryota; Viridiplantae; Streptophyta; Magnoliopsida; Sapindales; Anacardiaceae
Exons: 1
Coding region: 98-700 (200 amino acids)
Molecular function (GO): protein binding
Source: RefSeq, a predicted model, not a curated record